GCUGGCUGCUGCUGCUGCUUACACUUACAGUGACAUGAACAACACAGAGGCAAAAUGACAAAGAACGCUUCAUCGAUUUCGGAUCUCCGCUUUGAUUAAUCGAUUUUACAAAAUUUCCUGGGUUUUGAUUUCUCGCUCCUAAUUUUGCUUGACCAAAGCUCAAGUUUGGGCUGUUUUCAUGGCUGCUAUUCGCGUUUCUCGAUGUCCCUGAUUGCGUUUUGUUUCUACCAUUUCCUUCUGCGUAGAUCUGUUGAAUCCAUUAAUCGCAUUUCUGCGUCUGUGAAGAGAGGAAGAGGAGGAGGAUGUUGUGUGCUUGUUCAGGCGAACAAUUCCGGUUCGAGGAGCAGCCUGGGUCGCCGGAAUCACUAGCAACAAGAGAUUUCUCAGCUAGUGGACUUUCUUCUUCCAGAACUAGAGGAGGCGAUUGGGAUUCAAAACUGGAAGAGAUUCAAGUGGAUGAAGCUGAAUCGACUCUAAAGGAGGCUCUCUCACUCAACUAUGAGGAAGCUAGGGCUUUGCUGGGGAGACUUGAAUAUCAGAGAGGUAAUUUCGAUGCAGCGCUUCAGGUGUUUAAGGGGAUUGAUAUUAAGGUCUUAACUCCGAGGAUAGUCAAAGCCAUCGUAGAGAGAACACGUCCGUGCAAACCACCACGCUCCAGAGUUGCUAUUGUGCCUCCAAGCUCAAUGUCAAUGCAUUCUGUCAGUUUACUUCUUGAAGCAAUCUUGCUUAAAGCUAGAUCACUAGAGGAACUCGGGUGUUGCAAAGAGGCUGCAGAGGAAUGCAAAUUAAUCCUGGAUAUGGUUGAAUCUGCACUACCAAGUGGCAUGCCUGACCGAAUCAGUGGAUUUGGUAAACUACAAGAAGUUUUUCAAAAGGCCCUCGAAUUGCUUCCUUUACUAUGGACAAAAGCAGGGAAUUUUCAUGAAACAAUUGCUUCAUAUCGCCGUGCUUUAUCCAGACCAUGGAAUUUGGAUCCCCAAAGGCUAGCUAUUACGCAGAAAUCCUUAGCUUUGGUUCUACUUUACGGAAGUGUUGAGGCAUGCCCAAAAGAGAACAUGGAAGAAGCAAUUGUGUUACUAAUGUUACUCAUAAAGAAGAUAGUGGUUGGAGAAAUACAGUGGGAUCCAGAACUGAUGGAUCAUCUCACUUAUGCUCUUUCGAUGACUGGACAGUUUGAAGUGUUAGCGAGCUAUCUAGAGCAGAUUCUUCCAGGUGUUUACACUCGAGGGGAGAGAUGGUACCUUCUCUCACUUUGUUACAGUGCUGCAGGGAUUGAUAAAGCGGCCAUCAAUCUAUUGAAGAUGGCCUCAGGUCCUUCUGAAUCAAGACAGAUACCACACACUCCUUGGUUAUUGUUUGGAGCAAAGCUGUGCUCUGAAGAUCCAAAACACUCAAUGGACGGCAUAAAUUUUGCUCAAAGGCUGCUCGACUUGGCAAACAAUCAGAGUGAACAUAUUUUGAGCGAAGCACACAGGUUCCUUGGUGUAUGCUAUGGAAACGCUGCAAGAAGUUCCAAAUUAGACUCUGAACGGGUUUUAUUUCAGAAGAAAUCCCUUUUCUCUCUAAAUAAAGCAGCAAAGAGGGCCAUGGAUGGUCCGGAACCAGAUGUUAUAUUUAACCUAAGCGUUGAGAAUGCAGUUCAAAGAAACCUUCAGGUGGCUUUGGAUGGCGCGGUUGAGUAUUCUAGUAUGGUGGGAGGAGUUUCUACUAGAGGAUGGAAACAUUUAGCUAUUGUACUUUCAGCGGAGAAACGGCUCAAGGAUGCUGAAUCUAUUCUGGACUUUACCAUGGAAGAGGCCGGUGAUAUCGAGAAGUUGGAGCUUAUGAAGUUGAAAGCUGUGCUUCAGAUGGCUCAAGAACAACCUAAGCAGGCAUUGAAAACAUGCAGCAGCUUGCUGGCCCUAAUCCGGGCGCAGGAGAAACCUGAAAAAUCCGAGGCUCUGCUACAGAAGUUUGAAACAGAAGCUUGGCAAGACCUGGCCUCUGUCUACGGAAAGCUAGGUUCAUGGUCGGAUGCAGAAACAUGUCUGGAGAAGGCAAGAUCCAUUCGGUUUUAUUCUCCCAGAGGCUGGAAUGAGACAGGUUUGUGUCUAGAAGCUAAAUCACUUCAUGAAGAGGCUUUAAUAUCCUUCUUUCUAUCGCUCUCGAUCGAACCAGAACACGUGCCCAGCAUUGUCUCUAUAGCAGAGGUUAUGAUGAAAUCAGGUGGUGAUUCACUUCCAACCGCUAAAAGUUUUCUGAUGAACGCGUUAAGAUUAGACCCGAGAAAUCACAACGCGUGGAUGAAGCUAGGGGAUGUUGCCAAAAUGCAAGGCUUGUCACAGCAAGCUGCAGAAUUUUACCAAGCUGCAUAUGAACUAGAGCUGUCUGCUCCGGUGCAGAGCUUCAUUUGACUUGCAAAGAGUUUUUAGGAUGAAGUCACUCACGCAAACAAGGUUAAAAUUUCGUCAGCUUCUAAACAAGGUCGCAGAGAGGCAGAUUCUUGACGAUAACUUUUUGAUAAAUAAAGUUUGAAGUUGUAGUUUGUUGGAUGGUAAUGUAAGAUCAGUUAUAUGAGCCACAUUGGUUUUGAAGAGUAUCUCAUUAAUCUACAUGAAUUAAUGUCACAGCCUCACAGGGCACUUCCUUAGAUGGAAGCUAUCAUAGUUACUUAACCAAUGUCACAGGCAGUCUAG
This is a messenger RNA of Eutrema salsugineum, 2675 nucleotides long. Its product is annotated as protein NPGR1. The coding region runs from base 303 to 2393 and encodes 696 amino acids. Gene Ontology annotation, molecular function: protein binding. The transcript is spliced from 6 exons. The record is from RefSeq and is a predicted model, not a curated record. NCBI's taxonomy places the organism in Eukaryota, Viridiplantae, Streptophyta, Magnoliopsida, Brassicales, Brassicaceae.